Botrytis porri is the source of this 1317-nucleotide messenger RNA. RefSeq lists its product as uncharacterized. Gene Ontology annotation, molecular function: actin binding. Bases 1 to 1317 code for a protein of 438 amino acids. The transcript has 3 exons. Lineage: Eukaryota; Fungi; Ascomycota; Leotiomycetes; Helotiales; Sclerotiniaceae. The record is from RefSeq and is a predicted model, not a curated record.
AUGCCUCCUCCACCACCACCACCACCACCUCCUCCUCCUGGAGGAUUUGGGGGUCCACCUCCACCACCGCCGCCAGGAGGAGCUCCAGGAGCUAUGCCAUCUAGACCACCUGCGAAAGUUGCUGCCAAUAGAGGCGCACUUUUGUCGGAUAUCACGAAGGGAAGAGCACUCAAAAAAGCUGUAACGAACGAUCGAUCGGCACCGAUAGUAGGCAAAGUAUCUAAUGGUUCUGGACCGGCGCCAAUAGGAGGUGCUCCACCAGUACCGGGAAUGGCAAAACCUCCCAGUGGGUUUGGCGCACCGCCAGUACCAGGAGGAAAUAGAGCUCGAAGUGAUAGUAACCAAGGAAGCAAUAAUGCAGUCUCGGGGAUGGAACAAGCUCCACAGCUAGGAGGAAUAUUCGCAGGUGGCAUGCCCAAGUUGAAGAAACGAGGUGGAGGAGUGGAUACUGGCGCAAACCGCGACUCAUCGACUGUAUCAGAACCAGAAUUCUCUGCUCCCAGACCGCCAGGUAUAGCUGCUCCCAGACCUCCAACAAACGCAGCUCCGCCUUUACCAUCAAUUAGGCCUCCUCCUCAGCCCAGCGCUAGUUCUCCCGCAUUUGCGCCCUCUGUUGCGAAUCUGAGAAAGACCGGCGGGCCAUCUAUUUCUCGUCCUGCAUCCUCAGCCUCUCUCAAAGGGCCCCCACCCCCUAUUGGCAAAAAACCUCCACCACCCCCCGGAACUCGAAAGCCAUCAUCAGCGUUAUCAGGCCCACCACCGCCGCCUCCAGCAUUCGCCCCUCCACCUCCUUCUUCAGCACCUCCGCCACCUGUUGCACCACCACCACCUUCCCCAGCUCCACGCCCUCCCAGUAACCCACCUCGAUCACAUGCACCUCCACCACCACCACCAACAUCUCCACCUUCGACUAACGGUGGUAACCAAAGUCUUGCUAUGCAAGCAGCAAUUCGUGCUGCUGGUCAAGCAUCACCAAUGAGUGCACCUCCACCUCCUCCAUCUAAUGGGCCUCCCUCUUUAUUGUCACACAGAGCACCAUCUCCACCCGCUGCACCCCCAGCGGCACCAAUAUCAAGAAGUCAAAGUCAACAACAAGGAAGAACUCACACAAUGGAUUCUAGUUCUUACACCCUCUCAUCAAAUGGCAGUUUACCGCAAGCCUCUAGUUCUAGCCGAAGAAUCAUAAUCAAUGAUCCUCGAUGGAAAUUUACAGAUGAAUCGGUAUUCCCAAAACCUCGAGAUUUUAUUGGUGGGCCCAAAAAAUACCGGGCUGGUCGUGGAAGUAGUGUUCCGUUGGAUCUGAGUGCUUUCCAUUAA